CCACAAUAGCCUGAUAGUCCCACGCUGCAGCGAGGCAGUCGGUGGACGGACCUGCGGGUCGUCCCCUCCCUUGAGCCCCCCCGCGCGCCAUGGACGGAGAGCAAGGUCGGCAGCGGCCUGACUCCGGCAAGAACCUCAUAAAGAUCCCGUCCUACCAAGAGGUCUUCGGUAACGGAGCCGCUGCCUCCUCCUCCUCCUCGACGCCCCCCUCCUACAACCCUCCUCUCCCCAGCGCCGCCGCUGCCGCCGCCGGCUCUUCGUCGUCGUCGUCGUUCUCCGAGGCCUUCUCCUUCCUCAAAUCCUCCGAGUUCUACUCCCCUCCCCCGCCGCCUCCACAGCCAUCCACCGCCCCUAGGCCGCCUUUGGCUGGCGCCACCACUACGCCGUCGCAGAGCAAGAACGCCAUUCUAGUGAGCAAUAGGCAGAAAGGGAACCCAUUACUGAAGCACAUCAGGAAUGCGAGGUGGACGUUCGCUGACAUCGUUCCGGACUACGUGAUUGGGCAAUCAUCAUGCGCACUAUACAUAAGUCUCAGGUACCAUCUUCUUCACCCAGACUACUUGUACUAUCGGAUAAGGGAGCUCCAAAAGAAUUUCAAACUCCGUGUCAUCUUGUGCCAUAUUGAUAUUGAAGAUGUAGUAAAGCCUUUACAUGAAGUCACAAGGACAUCACUGCUGCAUGACUGCACCCUUCUGUGUGGUUGGAGUCUGGAGGAAUGUGGCAGGUACUUGGAGACUAUUAAAGUGUUUGAAAACAAGCCAGCUGACAGCAUUCGCGAGCACACAGAUAAUGAUUAUUUAUCUCGGUUCACUCAUGCUCUUACAUCGAUCCGGCGUGUUAACAAAACAGAUGUUAUCACACUUGGUUCGUCUUUUGGGUCACUUUCCCGAAUCAUGGAUGCUUCUAUGGAAGAACUAGCUCGUUGUCCAGGAAUUGGCGAGCGGAAGGUAAAGCGACUUCAUGAUACUUUUCAUGAGCCAUUUAAACGAGUUACGCCCCGCCCAAACCUCGUAGUACCUGAUACUCCCGACAGAGAGAAAGUGUCUGGUCAGCCUUCAUCGACCAACGAUGGCACGCCGGAAAAGCCAGGCACUUCCAAGAACAAGAAAGGCCCUGAUGUCAAAUCGGCCCUUACUGCUGCAUUUGCAAAGUACUCAGAAAAGAUCCGCAGUCAGGGCCGCGAGGCGGCCCAUGAGGCUGGUGAAGGUCCUAGCAGCUCAACCAUGGAAGGUGACAAGACAAAACAAUUAGAUUAGCAGUAGGAAGGAGUAGGAAGUGGCACGUGCAGGUGUACUGCUGUUGUUGUAGCUGCAAAAUUUGCUUCCUCUGUUUAUUGCUCCUAAACAAGGGUGAAUUUUGCAUUGUACUGAUUGUUGUUGUAGUGUAGGCCUUCCCUUUUCUCAGCAAGGGUUGGAUUUUGCAUUGUUAUGCUGGCCUCCUCUUUCCUGUCAACACAAUUUAGCCGAUCUUCUCUUUUUUUCUGCCUUGGAGAACUCUCAGAGCCAUCCAAAAGAUCUUCUCUUUUUUUCUGCCUUGGAGAACUCUCAGAGCCAUCCAAAAGUACACCGGAAAAUGUAAUCUGUAUUUUGUGAUAAACAUUGCCCAUGCUUCGUUGUUCUUGUUCAGCAACUGAAGCAGACUGCUCGAUUAA
This is a messenger RNA of Triticum urartu, 1651 nucleotides long. RefSeq names its product nucleotide repair protein (gene ERCC1). The record is from RefSeq and is a predicted model, not a curated record. Gene Ontology annotation, cellular component: ERCC4-ERCC1 complex; nucleotide-excision repair factor 1 complex; nucleus. Gene Ontology annotation, biological process: mitotic recombination; UV-damage excision repair. Lineage: Eukaryota; Viridiplantae; Streptophyta; Magnoliopsida; Poales; Poaceae. Gene Ontology annotation, molecular function: damaged DNA binding; single-stranded DNA binding.